AUGAGAAUUAGGUACGGUGUUUUGCUGACAGACACACGUGGUGCGGCGUGGAAGGUGGGAGAGAACGACACAGUUAAUGGUCGUCUCACCUCGGAGAACCAGUUGUGUUGUGGAACCAGGUCAACGCUGUGUUCGAGAUUCUACAAGUUUCACCCGUCCGAUACCUGUGACAAGUACCACGCAGUGCAGACAGUACUGUUCUGGGGAAAUCCUCACAAGGAGCUGGCCGAUGAUACGUUUUAUAUCUUCAACGGGCUAGGAGAAUACCACAUGAUCAAGGACCUCAAUAAUCACGGUAUUUCUGUACAAGGCAGAACUACACAAAUACCAGGUGUAAACAUCACAAGAUUCACGGCGUUUGCAUUCAUGGUCGGGUUGCAUCGAAUUGAAAUUCACCUGAAGAUGCCAACUGAUAUCAGGGUUUAUCUUAACAGUUCUCAACUUUACCUUGGAAAUUCAUCAGCAGAGUGGAGUUUUCAUACCAUUAACCAACAGCUUAGUUUAGUAUUCAAAGAUGGUGUAACUAUUCAGGUGUCAGGGAGAUACCAGUUACUGCUGUCAGUCACCGUACCGACUACAUUUGGAAAUGUUUUGCACGAUAACGGACUUACAGAUGUUUACUCACAAACAAACAAGACAGAGCUCUUACUUGAAGAAGAAACAUGGAGGCUUAAACAGAACACAUCAUCAAUCUUCGACUAUUCUCUCACAAAUAAUUUGAAUUUUGAUGCCUUACAAGACCGAGCGUUUACCCCAAAACACUUCACAAACUUGACCCAGUUCUUAGAGGUUUUAUUUAACAACAAUCAGUCGGUGAUAACGCAGGCCAAGUCAGCGUGUGACAAAAACACUGCUUGUUUCGUCAGAUACAAAUUGUCAGGGAAUACGUCACAGUCAACUUCACUGAAGGACGAACAGACAAAACAAGAAGAUGUUGUUAGCAAGAGGAAAAACUCGUCACCCCCAGAGUUUGUUAACAUGGAAAAAACCUGGAGAUACGACCUUGACUCCAUGCCGAUUCCAAAACUACUCAAUGUAUCAAGCCAGCUGGUGACCUCUAGUGACCUUGAGAUAACAGUAGAAUCAUCUCUGCAGAAUUACUCUUUCAACUCAUCUACAAGACAGUUUACGUGGAACCUAACCAGGCAAUUGAGGGAUGUUUCCAAUGGUUCGCCGAGCCCGCUGACGUUUGUGGUGAGAGACACAAAACACAACCUGACUGGCCGAUACACUCCCAACAUCGUCUUCUGCGGGUGUGACAAGUCUAGUCAGUGCAUGUACAAAUCGGCGGAGAACAUGACGAAAAUGUCAAAAGGAAUAUUUUACCAGGUUGAGUGUAACUGUUACGGAUCAACCACAGGGAGGUUCUGCGAGGUUGUGGGUGACGUGUGUAAGAUGCAGUGUUACCUUGGCAGCACGUGCAACGCAUCAUCUUCAGAUCAUCCAUGUCUUGCAUGUCCCGCUGGUCUCCAAGGAGACGGCAUUAAAUGUUAUGAUGAGGACGAGUGUCUGCAUGGUACGGCUCGGUGUGACCAGACCUGUGAGAACACAGUUGGAGGAUUCGUCUGCAAGUGCAUGGACGGCUACAAUCUUAUCAACAAGACGCAUUGUGCUGAUAUCAAUGAAUGUGACACAAAGUCCAGCUGUCCGUGUAUGGCAAAUAAUAAAGAUAAUAAAUACUGCAUCAACACCGCUGGCAGUUGUCGGUGCGGGUGUCGCGCCGGAUUCAAGGGAGAUAACUGUACUAUUGCCGUGUCUCAUGUUUAUGGCGGGAAGCUGGUGUUCGGCCAAGUGGAGGGCAGCCAUCAAGUGUGGAGCAGUGACCUGGAGAAUAAAAACUCUCAGACAUUCAAACGCUUGGCAACUCUAGUUGGAAAUGCAAUCAGAAGUGUGUUUGAGAAGAAUCCACAUUUCAUCUUGGUGACAGUUACUAAAUUUGAAUUGAUAUCUUUAAGCAGAUCACGUCGUAAACGAGCGGUACGCCCAGAAGAUUAUAUAGCUGGGACAUACGAGCUUGCUUUCAACACAUCGGUUUCCAGUGAUGUGUUGAACAACACGUUUCAGGAUGGAUUCGAUAGUAGUUGUAAACCUGAUGGGAAGUCGUGUGUAUUCGGGGAAAAUAAAAAUAAUGUCAUCGCUGUUUACAGGAUGCAGUCUGAUGUCAGAGAUACAUACGACCGGUGUGCGAGUGACGACAACAAUGACUGCAAUGACGCAUCCACUCAGUGUCGCUCUUACAAUGGAACGUUUUCCUGCGAGUGUCGGGCAGGUUACAGGCCGUGGACACAACGUAAACAUGUCUGUGAAGAUAUUGAUGAAUGUGUUGAAUACGCUGACAAAACUCUAUCUGUAGCUGAUAAUCUUGUAAAACUGUGUGGUAAGGCGGGCACAAGAUGUGUCAAUGUUCCUGGGAACUACACGUGUUCAUGUGAUAAAGAUUACCAGUGGAUGGGACCUAGUGACAAGUGCCAAUUAGCUAAUGUCUGUGGGGUGAAAAAGCCCUGUAAGAACGGAGCAACAUGUUUGAACAUUGCUGAUGCUAAUGGAUAUGCUUGCAAAUGUGCCUUUGGUUGGACUGGUCAAGACUGUAACACAGAACACGAAGAGGCAAAGAAACUGAAUACCACAAUAAUAGCCGUGUCUGCGAGUCUGGGAGGAUUUGCCUUCAUCCUCAUCAUAAUUCUCCUCUGCUGCUGGUGCAGAAGAAACACUGACAAAGACGAUGGAAGUACGGCAGAUUUCCAGAUCACGACUCACAGUGAACCAAACAUCAUCCAGUUCCAUUCGGACGAGUUUAAACGCAGCUCCAAGAUUCCACGCCCAUCUGUUCGCUUGCACGCGGAACCAGAGUCCAACUUAGAAAUGGUAGAGCACGGUAGUAAAGCUAAUUUGUUACUAAUUGAUGAAGAACACAAACGGAAGGAAAGACAGAACUCGUAUGACAAAGUGACAGUGUUUGAUCACAAGACUUUGUCUGAUCACUAUGACAACCCAGCAUACAUGAGUGAUGAGAAUUCAGACACGAGAGAUUUAAAUCAUUCUCACUAAUUAAUAUCGUGUUAGUGCAGGGUUAAAGCUAACAUACAUGUAUUGUACUAAUUAACAUAGACGUAAGGGCUCUUAUUUUUGUAGGAGGCAAGUUGGCUUUUAGCCGAAUUAAACGAAGCUGCCCAAAUUUGGAUUUAUUCAUAUUAUCAUCACUACCAAACAGCUAUAUAGGGCUGCAAUCGAAUCACUAGACAUUUGUACAUGAAUUAUAACUAAUGUUGAGGAUAGAAUGAUUGAAGUAAUUAAAUCUCUGUUACAUUCAUUACAACAUAACGUCAUCCCAUUGGUCCAGACGUAACAACGGGAGUUUGUUCAUUGCUCGAUGAACAUAUAUAUUAUGUCGUCAGGGAACGUCAUAUCUGAUGACGUCAUUUUAUAUGGGCAAGUUGUCUUAUUGAGCUUUAUUGUUUAUGGACGAAACAUAAUUCAAAAUGAAGUAUGAACUGUUAGUAUUAUUAUUGACAAGUAUGAUUCAAAUUUAAUUAAAAGUAUUGUGUUAUUUCUUUUUACGUUCAUAUGGGUAUGAACAAAACAAAUCAUCUGCAAACGUAUGUGAGAACGGCUUCGCCGAUUCACACAGGUUGCGGGUGAUAUAUGUUUUAUUCAUAUCCCGAUGAACGUAAAAGAAAUAACAGACAAUUGUUAAAUUCAUGGUAAAAAGGUACCAGGUUAGCACAUUUUGCCAGAAAAUCUGUAUCAUGUUUGCCCGAAUUUGAGGUUUUGCCCCAGCACUAAGGGGGCAGUAAAAGAAGAUAGAUAGAAAAAAAAAGAGUGCAUGGAAGGGUAAAACACAUUGAAAGAAGGCAGUAUUGUGAAAAACAAUUAAGAAGGUUUGCUUUGGACGAACUCUAUUUCCAGAUAACCUAAAUUUCUGCUUUUUCUCAGUUGGUAAAAAGUGGUAUUGUUAAGUUUCAUUCAACAAAAAGGCUAUGAAAAGUUUCGUAGCUACAAUUUUAAAAAAUAAUAUAUUUUUUGAUAUCAAAGUUAGUUUUUAACAUAUUUUUAACGCUAUUUAUAUUUAAACAUUUUUUUCUGUAUUUUCAUACUGUAGAUAUAAUACUUGAUAUUUAUAGUUAACCAAUUUAUAAAGCUACUGUUUUUGUUAUACCAAAUAUGACGAUAUCUUUGCUGAAAAUGAUUUCGUUUCCUGUUUUACAUAAAAUCCAUGAUUUUACUUCUUUCCAUAAAUUAUGAACUUUGUCACACUUAAAAAAUAAAUGUAUUAGUGUUUCUGGAUAAUUGCUACAAAAGCUACAAGCAUUAGAAUCAAUAUAAUGAAUCAUAUGUAAGAAUGUGUUAGUCGCCAGGAUUCUGUGCAGAAUUCUAUAUUGAAACCAUGCUAAGGAUGUAUCUUUCACGCUAUGGAAAGGGAGAGUAUAACACAUUUCCCAUUCCUGUAUAUUAUAUAUAAACCCCUCAUUUGCAUACUUUAUUUGUGCUUUUGGUAUUAUUAUUCUAGUAUUUAGUAUAUCGUAUAUAUGUUUGCAGCCACUUUUGUCAUUUAACAACAUGCUUAGUUUAAAUGGGGAAAUGGGAUUUUUUAAUGAUGUAAAAAUAUCAUCCGUUAAGUUGUUUAAGUUAUGUAUAAAGGAUUUAGUAGCAUUUAUUAAUGAAGCAAAAAAUUCGUAGUUAUGUGAUAUUUUGCUAUGAAAUCUUCGUAAUUUAGGAAGUCUCCUUGUUCAUUCAAUAGAUCACCUAUAAAUAUAAUACCAGUUUUAAGAUAUUUUUUUUAUAUAAAAAUGGUUUUUUUCAUCUAUACAUAUUUUACUGUUGUACCAAAUAUUAAUACCCAAAAUGUCAUCUAUAUUACGUGGUUGUUGUUUUUGUUGUAUCUGUAACCAGCUGUGUAAUGUAUCUCUCCAAAAUUUAUUUAGUAUUCGUUCAAGUUUAAAAGUAAUGAAACAGUCGCCAUGUAUAAUUAAAUCGAGUAUAGAUAUACCUGUAAUAGAUUUAAAGAGAUUAGUCCACUUUGGGUUAUUAAUAAUCAUUUGUCGAAUCCAUGCAUUUUUAAGUGCUAUAAUGUAAUUAGUUACGUUUAUCAUUUUAAUUCCGGCAUCCUUAUAGUUUAAAUUUAAAGAAUAGUGUAUUUAAAUAUUUGAUUAGUGGUUCACUUGGGUUAGGUAAAGCUAUAAAUAGGUGUAUUAUUUUAGGAAUUAUUAAACUUUUUAGAACAGUUAUCCUUCCUACAACAGUAAGCUUUCUAACUGACCAUAUUUUGGUUAACUUUUCCAUUUCUAUUAUUUUCGAUUUAUAGUUUAGUUCAAUAAUUCUUUCUAAAUUUACUGAAAAGUUAAUACCCAAUAAAGUAAACUGAUCUGAGCCCCAUUCUAGUUUCCAUCUGGUAUGGUGAAAUAGUUCCUUUGAAUAUUUCUUACUUCCUAUCCCAAUAGCUUUUGAUUUAGAAUAAUUUAUUUUGAGGCCAGAUACUUCUGCAUAAUAGUCUAAAAUUGACAGUGUAUUAUGUAGAGAUUCUGGAGAGCCAUCAAGAAUAAAACUAGUAUCAUCUGCAUAUUGUGAUAUUAAAUAUUCCUCUCCAUCUAGUGAUACCUUUAAUAUUAGGUGAAUUUCUAACUAUGAUGCCGAGGAUUUUAAAACAUAAAAUAAAUAUAUAAGGAGAUAAGGGAUCGCCUUGCCUACAGCCUCUUUCUAAUUUAAAUGAUUCGGAGAGAAAUCCAUUUUGUAUUGAUCGGGAAUUAUUAUACAGUGUUUUAAUCCAGUUUUUAAUUGACGUUUUAAAGUUAAAAAUAUCAAGUGUUUUAUGUAUAAAAGACCAGAAUAUCGAAUCAAAAGCUUUUUUCAAAAUCAGUUAAUAGUAGUAGUCCCGGAAUGUCAUUCAUUUCGGUGUAAAACAUGAUAUCGUAUAUUAAUCUUGUAUUUUCGCCUAUGUAUCUACCCUUUAUAAACCCAGUUUGAUCUUUUUUAAUUAUUUUAUCAAGAACCAAACCCGUUUAAUUCUAUUUGCAAUACAGCCAGAGGCCAUUUUAUAAGUACAAUUUAGAAGAGUUAUAGGCCGCCAAUUUAAAAAAAAUUCUCUAGGUUUAUUUGGUUUAGGAAUACAUGUUAUAAUACCUAACUUUUGUACGUUAGACAUUUCUUUAAUACUGUAACUAUAAUUAAUAGACCGAACUAUAAUCUGUCCAAUAUCACUCCAGGAAAAUAAAAACAAUUCAGCUGUAAACCCAUCCAAACCGUUAAAACUUCUAAAUAUGUUAUUUCACACUCUAGCUCCUCUGCUUCCAUGUCUGUCAAGAUAUUAAAUUUAAAUUGAGACAUCAUUUCUGUGGUGUCUUUAUUAUUUUUUGCAGAUGAUGCGGAGUAUAAAUUUUGAUAAAAGGUUUUUGUUUCUUUUAGAAUCUCAUCUUGAUCAUUAAUUUCUGUUCCAUUUUCUAACUGUAAUUUUGAUAUCAGUUUACUGUAAUAAUUUCUAGAUUCUAAAUUACAAAAAUAUUUUGAUGGUUUUUCACCUUCUUCGAUCCAUUUAAGAUCUUGAUCUUAUAUAAUAACCUUUAAGGUUUUCUUGUCUCAGUUCUAAUAAUUCUCUUUUUUUACUUUCAAUAGUAUCUAAGUCGAACAUAUUCUCAUCUUCUUCUAGUGCUUUGAUUUCGUCACAUAUUUUUUGUUCUAAUUCAUUAUGUUUUUUCUUUUUGUAAGCAGAAAAAGCUAAUGUUUUACCCCUUAUUUCCAUAAGUAAUGUUUCUAAAAAAGUUGACUAUUUAUUACAAAUUGUAUUUCAUCGUUUGGAACCAUAUUUAGAUUUUUGAAAUCAUAUACUGGUAUAGCAUACUGACAUUUUACUUUAAUAAUUAUUUCUUUUACGACAUUUACAUAAUCCCUGUCCGUUAAUAAUGUAUUAUUAAAUUUCUAAAGUCCUCUGCCUUUCUUUAUUGGAUUGAAAGUUAACAAUAGAACUACUCCUGAAUGGUCUGAUCUAUAACUAUUUUCAAUUAAAACAUUUUCAACAAAAGACAUUAGGUUAUUGAAUAACAAGAAAUAGUCUAACCGAGCUCGUUUAACUGGGUUUGUUUUCCUCCAAGUAUAUCUUUUUAAAUGAGGGUGUACUUCUCUAAAUGGAUCCUUAAGAUCAAGUAUGUCUACAUAUUCCAAAAGCUUUUUCUGUGAUUUUGGAUGGCUGACGUUUGGUUUAAUACUAGAUUAAAAUCUCUACAUAAUAUAUAACUUUCGUUUUCGAAAUCUUCAAUAUACACAUACACACAUACACACUCACAUACACACUCAUAAACACACACACACACCACUCACACACACACACAGAGCGAGAGAGAGAUACACACAAACACAAACACACACUUUGACUAUUACUUGGAUUUACUAAUCGUUGCCUGGUCUAACAUUUCACAUUGGUGUAGUAUCAUGUUGACAUGUUGUAAAUAAAGCAUCUUGUUAUACUUGUGUAUUUCUAAUUCAACAUUUGUUUAUUACCAUACUGAACUUUCGUAAAUAAACCAUUUUGUUGACCGCA
Molecule: messenger RNA, 7528 nt
Organism: Gigantopelta aegis
Lineage: Eukaryota; Metazoa; Mollusca; Gastropoda; Neomphalida; Peltospiridae
Exons: 22
Coding region: 1-3048 (1015 amino acids)
Molecular function (GO): calcium ion binding
Source: RefSeq, a predicted model, not a curated record